AUGAACAGCAGCCACAUGUCGAUGAGGAUUCUGUUGCUGGCGCUGCUGCCUUUGCUGUUCGGCGACACAUCAGCUAGACAUCUGAAAGUUCGGCCCCUGCGUCGCGAAGAGGUCCACGAACUGGGCAGCUCUCCGGCCCUGGGACGAUCUGUAUCCAGUGGGUUUGCUGCCUUGACUGGCUUUGCCCUAGGCCUGGGAAAGGCCCUGACCGGGGUUUUUAUCUACGACGUGAUCAUCGCCAACGUAACCGACAUCGAAGAGAGCGAAAGUUCAGCAAGUGAGGCCACAGUCAGAGAGAUCUGCUUCAACACGGAGAGAUCAGGGAACGAUCUAACACCUUACAACGAUGUGGAUAGCGAUGUCGAUAUGACUGUAAUCUGA
Drosophila persimilis is the source of this 381-nucleotide messenger RNA. RefSeq lists its product as uncharacterized. Bases 1 to 381 code for a protein of 126 amino acids. The record is from RefSeq and is a predicted model, not a curated record. The transcript has 3 exons. NCBI's taxonomy places the organism in Eukaryota, Metazoa, Arthropoda, Insecta, Diptera, Drosophilidae.